Molecule: messenger RNA, 22470 nt
Organism: Coregonus sp. 'balchen'
Lineage: Eukaryota; Metazoa; Chordata; Actinopteri; Salmoniformes; Salmonidae
Source: the annotation of a GenBank genome assembly
UUGUGCUGCGGUGGGAGAAACUCCCAGGCCAGAGCCCAGUGUAAUGGACACCAAGGGAGAGUAGGCUUCAUGCUCUCUACCGCCAGGGAGGGGGGGGGGGGGGGGGGAACGGAGAGAUGGGCGGCCUUUCCAGAUUGGAAUGUUGCAUUUCCUGCUUGGUUCCUGCCAUGUUUCUCAGUUUUCCAUUGUUCCCCCAAUCGCUCUCUCCUUUCUCUCUCUCUCUCGCUCUCUUGCUCUGCACCAAAUAUCCUCUUUCACUCCCCUCAUGCCUUUCUUGUGACCUUCCCUACAUAUUUCUCUCCUCUCUGCUCUAGCCCUCUCUUCUCCAUCUCCCUUCUACCUCCCUCCCUGUUCCUCUCUCUGCCCUCCUCUCUCUCCCAUAACAAUAUUGUCAGUGUUAUCUUGUCCUACAUUAAGUUGAGAGAAAAGCUGAACGUGGACGAGCUCUCUGGAGUUCAUUAAACCACUGGAAGCCUUCCACUAAUGUUCCGCUCUUACAUAAACACUGCCGAGAAAGAUGACCGUUUGUGCAUGCGUGCGUGUUUGUGCGCGUGUGUGUGAGUGAAGGGGGCCAGUAUGCUUUAGCUACAGGGUUCUUUGGGGUCAGUUGCCUGCUCUCUCUCCCCCAGUGUGUUUGUGUGUCAGAAGGGGGUUGCCAUAUUGGGAUCAAAAACCCACACAUUCCCUGGAAUGUUCCCUGGGGCUAAGUGUGCAACACAUACAAUGUUUGUUACUGUACAGUUGACAGAAGGCAGAUCCAGGACAAAGACAGUCAUCUCCUUCAGUCCCAUCUCUCUACGUAGGCAGAGCAAACUGAGUGGAACUGAACCAGAUGGGAACUAGGACACUGUUAUCUGCCCUCUACAGCUGCAUGUGUAUAUGGAGCCCUGUGUGAGUCCCCUCUGAGAAAACAUGACUGGGACUCUUUUGAGACACAGGGAAGUGACGGUUGAGUGUUUGCUUACCAUCCUAGUUUCCCAGCCCAUAGCCCUGGGCAGACCAGGGUUCAAAUACUAUUUGAAUUAUUUGUAAAUACUUUGGCUGGUUGAUUGAGCUUGCCUGUUGCAGUGAAACCAAUGGAAAAGUCCUGAAGGUGCAAACCCACUAUUGCAUGGCAGUCCAGGCAGGCUAAAGCAAACGCCAGAAGUAUUUGAAAUAUUUCAAGUAGUAUUUGAACCCAGGUCUGCCCCUGGCUCUAUUCCUGGUCUGAAUAGAGAGUAAAUCAUCUUCAUCUUACCUACUGCUCCUAUUUAUGAUUCCCCUGGGGAAAACGUAGUGUGUUUGUUUGUACUUAGUGGUGGGUGAUGGGUUCUCAGGACCCCAUAUGUAACUGUUGUUUCUCACCCUCAGGAAAAACUGUGUGGUGUCGUGUGGACCAUGGUGUGUUCCUGUGUCCCUGAGGGAAAAGUGUCUGAACCUGCAGUGUCUCACACUGAUAAGGUCAAACGUCAACUUUAGGUCUGUGACUUUGUCUUCUUUCUCUCCCGACCUCAUGAUACCACUCUAUAGUUCUGUUGUGCGUCUCCUUCAGUAUCCCACUGUGUUUAUCCUGCCUAGUCUCCCUCCAGGGAAAAGUCUGAGACCUGCGUGCCUCACACUGAUCAUCCCAAUAGUUCUCUCGUCUUCCUCCUACCUCAUCGAACUAUAUUCUCUCUCUUGUCUCUCCCUCCUCCAUCAUCCCACUCUAUAGUUCUCUCUCUUCUCUCCCUCCCUCCAUCUAACCCACUCGAUAGGUCUCAUCGCUUGGCUCUCCCUCCCUCCAUCUAUCCCACUCUAUAGUUCUCUCUCUUUCUCUCCCUCCCUCCAUUUAUCCCACUCUAUAGUUCUCUCUCUUUCUCUCCCUCCCUCCAUCUAUCCCACUCUAUAGUUCUCUCUCUUUGUCCUUCCUGUCUUGUUUCACGUUUUAUUAGUCAUAUGUACAGGAUACACAUGGUAUACACCGUCCAAUGAAAUGAUUACUUUCCCGUGGCAACCCUCCUCUUUCCUUUUCCAUUCUCUCUCCCUUCCCCCUCUCUCCCUCUGCUGCUCAUCCCACUCUGCAUUCCUGGUGUAUUAGCAGAAUAAACAGGCCAUGUGCGGGGCGCUGGGAAACUUGCACAUUGAAGGCAAAUAUUUACAUAAGACAGUGCAACCCCAGGCUCCAUUCAAAAUAUGAAAGGGCAUUUCAUAAUAUAUAUAGCUAGCUACUACUGUAUAUCAGUGUAUCUCAAAGCUCCCAGUUAAUCACGGGUUGAAGCUAGGAGCAGAGGUUGAAACAGUGUCUCUCUACACAGGUCUGGGAUCAGGCUAAAGGCUGAAGGCCUCACUCACUCAGAUGAGAUAUGUUUCUGGUCAUAAGCCUGUAGGUCUUAGAACGGCUACCUGUGAUUGAUGCCAUUUUAAUUAAAUGGAGCUCUGAGAGAGGGAGGGAGGGAAAUAUAUUAUCUUUCUAUCUCCCUUUAACUCUCUCUCUCGCUUUCUCACUCACUCACUCUUUUUCUGUCUCUGCCUCUCUCUCUCCCGCUCUCUCCUUCUCUUCCCUCUCCCUUUAGGGUUUUUGUAGAGAGACUGACUAACUCUUGCACAGCUUUUCCAGCCAUUCUAUCUGUGUAGGCCUGUCUGUCCCUGUCUGACUCACUGAUCUGGGGCCAGCGGGAGCCUGCACCUGUGCCCGUCCACUCCCACUCCCACCAGCCUCCAUCUGAUUCCAGACCUGCCUGCCAGGGUUGACUUUGGCUCCCCCAGCCUGGCUGCUGAUGAAAGACAAGGAGAGAAGUUAACAAGAUUUUAGACAGACUCCUGCACACACCACACACACAGCACAGGUGGUCAGGAGCCUCACCAGGGAUCAAAGGACAUGAAUCAGCUUAAUUUGCACAUAUCUUCUCCCUUUCUCCUGUGAUGUUGAGUUCAAUGAGUCCAUGUUAUUUAGCCGACCUGAGUCACCCUUAGUUUGUUUUGGUCCCACACCCAUUAUCACCUGUUAGUGAUUGUUCCUCAAUGGGUUUCAUAAUAUGACUAUGUUUUGGUGUCACAUCUGAAUCACCUGCCUUUAACUAGGCUACUCAACUCUCUUACCUGUCUGUGAGAGUCCCUCUCUCCUGACUCUCUCUUUCUCUUCCUUAAUCCUUCGAUUUUACCUGUCUGCUACGCUCCCUCUCAUCUCUCAUAUCUCUUACCUCUGUCUCACCCAUCUCUGCCUCUAUCUCUCUCUCUCCUGACUCAUCUGUUUGUCUGUCCCUCCAUUGGUACGACAGGUGAGGGCUGGCCCUCUCUAAAGAGGAGGUGUGUGUGUGGUGAAGCAGCAGGUGGCUGGCGGGGUAAUGGUAUAAUGGUAAACGGUGUAAAGGAACGGUUACACCAGCACGCAGGUAUGAGGGCGUGACGAGAUCCUGGAGGUCCUCCAGAUUCACCUGUCCUCCUAGUCCAAGCCCCACCUGCUGGAACGAGGGAGGCAGGGAGAGAAGAGGGAGAUGUGUGCCGUGCCGUGGUAGCUCUUUGCACUUUGAAGUGAGAGCAUUGUGUGAUUGUGCAUUACUGAGCUGCUUCGUGGGAAAGAUUGAAUUGGAUUGAAUACAGUAAGCUGGAUCUCUUGGCGUUGUUUUGGUUCUGUGGAAUAUCUCACAAUAUUCCAUUGUAGCCUACUGCUCACUUGGUAUGUGAUUCUUUUUAAUACUUUGUGUGAAUUUGCAGUUGAGGUACAUCAUGUCAGUGGUAUUUCAAACAAGGUGGAUGGAUGUGAGCCAUGAACUUGAAUGAUAUUUCUCAAAUCGUGACAGUGGAAUUUCAAACAGUGUGCGUGUUGAGGUGAAUGUCAUGGCUGUGCUCUGUAUGUGCUGCUGAGACCCAGGCCAGACCCAGACCAGACCCAGGCUAGCUCAGGUAUGUGUAAAGGUACGCCAAGCUCCUGACUCUCUGUAGGUGUUGUUUUCAGUCACGACUGACUCAAACCAUGGCCAGACCAACACUUAAACUGUCAGCAAGGUGUGUGUGGCUGACAUGACACACCUGCACAGAGGUCAGAGCCACUGGAAACACUUACAGGGAGACCUAUCUGAGGAACGACCGGAAUGCCAGAUUCCCUGAGUCCACUGCGGCCAGCUCUGGCUACGGAAUAAACUGUUUAUCUGAAACCGUCAAGGAACUUACAGUUUGAGCGUCAGCAAACGGUGGGAGAGGGGGUUGAAGGGACCAUCUGGAAGUCAUUUUUCAGAGGGGAGGGUGAUUAGUCCUUGUUGUGAUACUGAUAGUCUUUCUCAUCAUACUGUCCUAUCGUGUGUGUGUGUGUACUCUUUGUUUUUACGUGUAUGUACGUGUCUUGGGUGUGUGUGUGUUUUGAGAAACCAAAUCUGGCUUUAUCAGCACUGAUUGCUCUCACUGUGUUAGAGGAAGGGCAGUUCGUGUACGUGUACAUGUGUGUGCAUGUGUGCGGUAUGGCUGCUGGGUCAGUAGGUUCCAUUUCUGUUGAGAGUUUGACUAUCUCUCUGGGAUUUCACCCACUUCCAAAUGCCUGUUGACAAAGAGCCUAGGGAAGAACAUUUAAGCGGACAUUCUCUUUCAAAGUAGUUUUUCCGAACACUUGAACUCUUGUUUUUUCUGUAACUGUCUCUCACCAAUGUUCAGUAACCUCCCGCGAAAGAUUGUGUUCAGAAAAUCACCUCUGGUUCACACAGAGAUGGGAGUUGUCUUGUUUUGUCAAGAGAAAGCUCAGAUCCCCUUUCUCUCUGUUCUGACCGAACCCUGAACAUCCUCAUAUCCUGUGUUUAAUUCCAGCCAAAGGCCCCACACACACACACGCGCACAGUUACUUCCCAAACCCCUGCACAGCCAGUCACACAGCUGUAGGGGGCAAGGAUCACUCUGGCUCUCGCUAUCUGCUCACGGCCGAACCAGAGAGAGAGGAAACGACUUCACUGAAAGUGCCCCCCAUUUCACAUUCCCAAAACCAUCGCCCCUCCUCCUCCCCUGAGCGGCCCCUGCAGCCAUGCGUGUGGGACCCCACCCCCAUUGUUGAGGCUGUAUUGGUUGAGAGUGGCUCUUCCUGUUGCAGAGUGGCUGGGGCUAAGCGACGUGGACCAGCGCCUCUACGUGUUGGAGCGCCUGGAGGAACUGGUGACGCUACAGGACCAGCAGGAGACCCCCACCGGACCCCCCGGAGACCCCCAUCUCGGUACCUGUCCUCCCCAGCAUCAGCAGCACCAUGAGCAACAGAGCCCAGUGAGAGCAGUGCCGGAGGAGCGCAGUGAGAGCAGCCACACAGGUAGGUGACCAGGGGGAGGGAGUAGAAUAAGUCUAGGGGGGGUAUAGAAGAUGGCAGGGGUUAUGAAAUCACAGAGAGGGGGGAGGUGGGGGUAGAGGAAUAGUUAACGAGCAGAUUUUAAACGAGCCAGUACAGUAAGACUGAGUUUUGAUUUCAAGCAACCUAACACAAUUCUGCUGGCAUAGUAGUAGUUUUACCCUUUCAUGAAUUUGAUUGAGUAGAAGUAAACGAUUCUGAAUGUUAUUUCAUAAAGUAGCAUCAGUACAGAGUAGAGACUACUAUGUGAAAGUAAAAGGAGUUAAGAAAUGCCCUGCCUGUUCGGGGUCCAGUCUAGUGUGCUGCCUGCCAGCCUGUCAGAUUCCCUACUUCCUCUGUAUACAGGACGCAGGCAGGCAGGCAGGCAGCAGCCUUUAAAUAAGCCAUGUCACUGUGUCUUGCUGUGUCAAAAACCAAUGCCUUCUGUCAUGCCACUGCAUCCUUCAUUUCUCUCCCCGUUUAUUUUCAGUUGUUUGUGUUUUGUUUCUGUUCCAUCCUCCAUUUGUCCAUUGUCCUGGUUGGUACUAGUUGGUUCUGAAGAGUGGGAGACAGAAAAAGGAGAAGAGCGGCAGGAAAUAGCAGUCGAAGUAUGUCGGGGAGAGUAUACUACCAUUGUGACAUUAAUGUUUCUCUCUUUUCCUUCUACGACUUGGAAGAGAGCCCCGCGAGGGGAUGGCCCCAAAGCUGACUUUCUUAUAUUUAUUUAUUUACCACAGAUGUUUCGGAAAAAAGCUUCGUCCUCCUUGAGAAUGAGAAGAAUAUCAGAAAGCAAUAGAUGUAAUAAUUUCACCUUCAUUACUUUGUAGAUGGUGCCUCUUUAACCACUAGAUCUCUUUAAUGGCAUUCAAGGUUGUCAGUGGAAACCACUCCAUAGAACCCAGUUUGAAAGAAAACCAAAACAUGAAAGAAGUCGGAGUUUCUAAAUAACUCCUUAAUCUAGUGAAGCCCUUUAAGCAUAACACUUGCUUGUGGCUUUUUAUUGGAGGAAGUUAAAGAGUACAUUUUAACUCUCCGGAAAUGAGUGUGUUUGAUUUAGACCUGCGUGUUAGCUAAUUAACAGCUAACAUGCCCUGGGUGGUUUCUACUUUAUGACUUUGUAUGUUUUUUACUAAAACACAUUUGCCUUCCCCUAUUGUAUGAUUGUCAUAUGUCUACCAAUCACAGUGCCUAGCUUGGGAUCAAAGAGUUUACAUUUUCGAAUCAACGGUUUUGCUUUCUUCAAAUGAUCUGCUGGGUAAUGAUAAAAUUAGUCGGGAGUAAUUCAAAUGGGCACGAUUCAUUAGACGAUAGUAGUGCUCACUGCAUGUUGACAGUAAAAAUCUGAUCUUCAGUCCUGUCCUACACCAGGGGAGUGGGGUUACAGUAUACGCUCCUGGGUGGUCCUUAACACUCUGACACUGGGAUUUAGUACCAUAUAAUCGGUUGGUUUGGGUGACCAUCAAUUUGGACUGACUAUAAGUCAGUAUUUCUGCUGACGAUGGUGUUGUAUAGUCAUAUGUUUAAUUUGGCACCAAAUAGCCUUGGAAACCGACAUUUGUAAGCACCAGAUUUGGCCUUUAAAACCCAUAAUAUACCCUCCAAUGUUACCCAUCUGUCAAAGUGAGUUUUGGUUUUAUAUGCUUUUUUCUGGUUUGGGCUGAACUACCUCGAGUGGUUGCGGGGGGGGGGUUCAUAUCUUCUCCAGUUUUCUCAGAGGAUAGUGGUGGUUCAGUCCGUUUGUCAUUGUUUUCAUCUCCAUUCUGUGUUUCACCUUAACAUCACUUAUGUCUGGUGUUCAGUGUGCUCAGCUAUGACUCUCAUGAGUGUUGGGGAUGGUUGGUAAAUGGCUUGUGUGUUCUCUGACUGCCUCUCCUCCUCUCUCUCGCUCUCUCGCUCUCUCUCUCCACCUUUCAUCCUUUUCUUCCACCUCUACAUCUCUCCCCAUCCGCCUACCCUAACUCCUCUCUCCCCCAUCUCCUCUCUCCCUGCUUUCACCCUCUCCAUCUCAACCCCUCUAUUCAAUCACUUGUUAACUCAUCGCCUUCCUCCCCUCACCCACCCUUCUCCGUCCCACCCUCCCGUCUCCCAGGGAACAUUGACCGCGGGCGCAGCUCGUCCUUCCAUGAGGUGCGUGGUCUUCGGGAGGCUGAGAUGAGGGCGGCGGCCGACGAGACGUCCAGCAGCAGCAGUGGCAGCAGCAACACCGUCCUGCAGCGACUCCUACAGGAGCAGAUGCGCUAUGACGAGGGACGCAACUACCAGCUGGCCAUGCAGCAACAGCAGGAGCAGCAACGACAGCAGCAGCAGCAGAGGCAGCAGCAGGAAGGAGGGGUGAGCGGGGGCUACCCGGGCCAGGGAGGCCCCAACGACGACCGGCACGACGCCAUUGUGCCCCACAUCGCCCGGCAGGAGCCCCAAGGACAGGAGCUGCAGGCGGACAGUGGCAUGGAGAAACUGGGCUCCCGCGGCGGGGGUAGUAGUGGAGGAGGAGGGAUGAGUGGUGUUGGGGGAGGGAGUGGCCAGGGCCCCAACCCAGAGGACUUACCCACCUACGAGGAGGCCAAGGUGCAGUCGCAGUACUUUCGCGGCCACCCGCACCACCAGCUACAUCAACAACAGCAACAACAACAUCAACAACAACAACAACAGUUGCCUCCGUCAGUGGGCGCAGCGUUUUACGUGACGGCCGUAACCAACAAUGGCAAGGUGCGUACGGAGGGGCGUCCCACGGUUCAGCGUCUGAGCAGCGGGGGAAAGGUGCACCAGGACGACGGGCUCAAGGACCUGAAGCAGGGCCACGUGCGCUCCCUCUCCGAGCGCCUCAUGCAGAUCUCGCUGGCCACCAGCGGGGUCAAGGCCCACGCCCCUGUCACUAGUGCCCCCCUUUCCCCCCAGCUGCCCCCUCCGGGUCCCCCGGGGGACUACUACAAGCCCUCGGGCCAGCACCGGGGCCCCCCGCCUGACUACCCCUUCAAGAACAUGGGCUCCUCUCCCAAACAACAGCCGCAGCAUCAGGAGCAAGGAGGGCACUAUUACCAGGACCAUCGGCCCAGGGAGCAGGGCAGGAACGAGGUGCCACACGUCCGCUACCAGCCUCCGCCAGAGUACGGCUCCUUCAGGUGAGUAAGAUAAACAGACAUCCCCCUCCCCCCACCGUACUGACUCACUGGCUGUCUGACUGUCUGAAGGAACAUCCUGCCUGUCUGAGCUAUAUCACUUUUACUAUAGUAUCAAACUUUUAAUAGUGCCAUGUUGUUGAUGUGGCUACCAGUACUUAGGUAACAAAAACGGAUACAGUCUUGGUUAAUUGAAUGACACACACCUGGCUCAGCUGAGAAACACACUCCUAACAUGGCCCUAGAGAGACAGACUGCCCUGUGUCUGCUGGCUAUUUAUUUAAAGUCUCUUCUGGGGUGGCCUCCAUAACUUCAACAAAUUACAUACCCACUGCAUCUUGAGCUUUUUUGGACAAGGCAACAUGAUUGAGAGCUUCUCUUCUAACAUUCGUAGGGGUGAUUUAGGCUUUUAGGAGUGAUUGUGACUUUCAUUUAUAAUUGGGGUCAUUGCCUACACACACACACACACACACACACACACUGCUAGAGGGUGACUUACUUGUCCUAUCCGUAUAUAGCUCAGUCCCCUGUAGCUCAGUUGGUAGAGCAUGGAGCUUGCAGCGCCAGGGUUGUGGGUUCGUUUCCCACGGGGGGCCAGUAUGAAAAAUGUAUGCACUCACUAACUGUAAGUUGCUCUGGAUAAGAGCGUCUGCUAAAUGACUAAAAUGUAAAUGUAUAUCAUCCUGCCUGCCUAUCUGCCUCCCUACCUGCCGUCCUGUCUGCCUCCCUACCUGCCGUCCUGUCUGCCUCCCUACCUGCCGUCCUGUCUGCCUCCCUACCUGCCUUCACACCUGUCUGCCUCCCUACCUGCCGUCCUGUCUGCCUCCCUACCUGCCUUCACACCUGUCUGCCUCCCUACCUGCCGUCCUGUCUGCCUCCCUCCCUGCCUUCCUGCCUGCCUCCCUACCUGUCGUCCUGUCUGCUUCCCUCCCUGCCUUCCUGCCUGCCUCCCUACAUGCCAGGCUGUCUGUUGAGGUGAGCAGGUUUCUUGAUUAGCUGGAAGGCUGAUGAGGAAGGCAUGUCUCCACUGCCUGUUGGUUCCCACACACGCACACACACACACACACACUGAGCCAGUUGUUGGGAAAGAGGGGCUAGACACAUCCUGUUCUGCCUGUUCCCCUCCUGCUUGAUCAUUUGUUUACCUCAAAGUAAAUAAUUGGCAAACAGCUAUGAAUACCACAGCAUUUUGAUCAUCAGCUGAAACCUGUGGCGACACGAUUGUUCGCUCUCUGAUGACGUCCCAUGUAGACACAGGAAUGUUUGCUUAUUUCCAAAGUGGUUCACAAUAGUUUUUUGGUCAUUUGAAAAAAAACUUGUUGGUGUAUGGCAGGUGAAUCACCAUAGUUUACAUUAAACAGAUAGUAUCACUGUCUAUGUUUUGCCUGGUGAUAUAUUUAUAUAAACAAGCACUAAGAUAGAAGUUAUGAUAAUAUCUAUGGACUGUUGGUGUCAGCACGUGCUUGAGUGACCCAAAGACCCACAUACAUUCAUAAGGUAAACAAACUAACAUUCCAUUAGUAUUAACCUCUCUGAUUGGCUGUCGUGUCCACAGGUCCAAUAAGGAGAGCUCAAUCCACUCCCAGAGGUCUGUCCAUCACCACAGCCCCACCUCCUCGGUCACCUCAGUCGGCUCUCUGUCCCGAGCCCAGUCCUCCACCCUCAGUAGUCUUCUCAGCGCCUCCCACUCUUCCCACCCCUCCCACACACACCCCCACCCACAAGGGGACCCCUAUGCCUCCAUGGGUCCCCGAAGCCCGCAGGGCCCUGGAUCACAUCAGGGAGACCCGUAUGGUCCCGGGCCCAUGCACCCUCCACUUCAGAGGGGCCACGGCUUCCCACACGACCCCUACGGCUCCACCUCCAGGAUGCACUACCAGCAGCAGCACCACCAGUAUCAACAACAACAACAACAACAACAACAACAACAACAACAACAACAACAACAACAACAACAACAACAACAACAGCAGCAGCAGCAGCAGCAGCAGCAGCAGCAGCAACAACAACUCCAACACCAGCACCAACAGUACCACUCCCAGUCAUCCCAGGGCCACCCUCCCCAGCACUACCCCCACCCCCAGGGGGACCCCUUCGCCAUGAUGGCCCGCGCCCAGCAGAUGGUGGACAUGCUGUCAGAGGAGAACCGGCUGCUCAAGCAGGAGAUGGAGGUGUGCUGCGAGAAGGUCACCAAGCUGCAGAAGGUAAAAGGGGGACAAAUGAAUCGUUUACACAUGUAAAAUCAAUGUAGGGCACUUAAUGUUAUCUGAAAGGUUUGAAUGGGUAUAAGCAGUAUGGUUAUAGUUUCACCUUGCCCUCUUCUGACAUAUUGCAUACACCCAUCCAAUCCUUUUAGAUCCACACAAUUGCCUAAGUGCUAGCCCCUCCCCCAUCUCUCUCUCUUUCUCUCCCCAUCCCCUUUCUCUCCCUGGUCAGUUGGAGACAGAGAUCACGCUGGUGUCGGAGGCCUAUGAGAACCUGGCCAAGUCGUCCACUAAGAGGGAGGCUCUGGAGAAAACCAUGAGGAACAAGUUGGAGCUGGAGGUGCGCAGGCUGCAUGACUUCAACAGGGACCUGAGAGGUGAGUGGCCAUAAUCAGCUGGAAUAUCCAAGGCAUGCAUAGUUUAAUGUUAAAAGGAUACCUGUUCAUGGAUUUAUGGCAGUAGAUUAAACCUAUUCCAUGCUCAAUUUAUUGAAAGAAAACAUAACUUUUUGUGAGCAAAAAGUGUGUGUGUUCUUUCUACAUUAGAUUUAGGAUACUUCAACAGCUUUGCCUGCAUAUUUGUUCAGUAAAAUGUAUUUAUUCAUGUUCAGAAGCCGGGUUUGGUUUGCAUUGAUUCCACUAUUACGUUUGAUUUGAAUGGAUUGUCUGAGGAUUUGGAGAUAUCCAGCUUCCACCAAUUCCGUCUGGUCCUAUUUAUAAGCAUUUGACUAGAGUGCUGUGAUGUUGUUGAAACCUGUGUUGCUCAUAAUGGCAUUACAGUGUAUUGAGUAGGGCUGUCGCGGUGACCGUAUUACCGCCAUACCGGAAGCUAUGAGUCAUGACCGCAGUAAAAUUCCACGUGACCGUUAAAUCCCGGUAAUCUCCUUUUAUGCACUCUGGACAUGUGUUGGUAGUACCCAACUCGCUAACUACCAUCAGGUCCUAAUGGCCUGGUACUCAGGGCUCUAUUGUCCCUCUAACUUCUCUGACAUCAAUGCAAAUGAAAUUGAAAAUCACAUCAAACACUUAUCAUCUAAACAGUAUGUGCUAUUAAAACUCACCUCACUGUGAUUGAUCAAUUUGAAGAAAGAAGUUCAACAACAGUUUGAAACUGAGUGGAAAACAUGGUCGUUGUGGAUAUUGUUUCAAAGCUUAACACAACGAAAUGGACAGCAUAAGGUGAUGAUUAAUUCAAAACACCCAUACGCAUAUUAGAGUUAUGCAUACGUAUAGGCCUAUAUAUGAGCCCAAGCCCGAAAAAACCCCCCUGAAUUAAAAUAAAGAUUGUGCCAUUAUACAAUGCAUAGCCUACUGCAUAUUAUGCACGGCAGAAAAACAUUUAAAAAAACGCAUUUAAGAUGUCUUUGGGACAUAAUUGGUCUAGCCUAUACUCAAAAAUGUAAUAAAUUCUAGUAAUCGCCUUUAAGUGUGGACUGUAUUAUUAUGCAUACUGGGUGGACUGGUUACCUUAUGCUACGCUCCAAACUUUCUAUCCAUGAGUCUGGGAGAAAACGUAUAGGCCUAGGCGAUGAUGUUGGUUCAUUGACUGUGCAGGGCAGUUUACAGAGUUAGCCUACAAUUAUAGUGAAUUUGUAUUUGAUUUUGAAUACCCUAGUAGUAGGGCAUUUUUUAUAUUUUCAUAAUUAAUAGGCUGACACAUUACCUUUAGCUACAGAAUAUCUCCCUACCGUGCGUUUCCAUCUCCUCUCUCUCCUUCAUUCCUUUCUUGAGCGCGCAGAGAGAGGGGCUGUCAACAGUUUAAUGAAAUAUGUUUUGUUGUGAAAGCAUGUUACUAUCAAUGUUCCCGAACAGAUUUCACUUGGUUUCCCAAAUUAAGUACUGUGUAGUUGCAGGAAAAGGUUUGGGGAGCUCAUGGCAUACAGAGUUUGGGCCGAAUAUCACCUGUCGUGUAGCCUCUCGGAGUGCAUAUGGAUGACAUGUCUUUUUCCCCCCCUGUUCCUGCCCAUUUGAUAAUGGGCCAUUCUAAAUCGAAACAUAUUUUACAUAUUGGUAAUGACAAGAUUAAAUUGAGAAUAUUCUGAUGGGUGAAAAUAUGAUCACUUGAUGAGAGAACAGCAUUUGCAGCCUGAGGCAAGGAACAGAGCGCAAGCUUUUUUUUAUAUAGUCGCAUCAUGCAGCCAAUAUAUGUUUUGAUUUCGAAGACAUUCUAAGGAUUGUAUCAUUCACAACUAAAGUUGCCAAAUAACUCUAAAUCUAGCAUAUAGGACCUGUUUCAAUAUAUCACUUUUAUGCUCAACAUAGCCACUUCACAUGCGCACUUGCUCCUGAAUGUGAAAAAUAUCCUUCCUAUUUUAUUCAGGGAGUUCAAUUAUAUUCUUCUUACUAUAAAAUCAUAUAAUAUAAAAUAAUGGCACAGGAUUUAUAAGCAUAUCUUGACUGCUAAAUGAACAAGCCAACAGCCUAUGGCAUGCCUGUGGCAUGUUCUUCUGAAAUACAUUUUCUUCAUAUCAUGUUUCUUUAGACCUGCCUAAAAUAAAUAAUGGAUUUAUUGUGAUGGUGUAUAUUAAAUUGAUUUAUUAUACUUUUUUAAAUGUAGAUGUUCCAAAGGCGCGCAUCAGUGGCUUGUAUGCAUGGGGGCCUGGAGAUGCUAAAUGUGUUUAUGUUAAUUAACAGUCAAUUACCGUGAGACCAGCAGACUUUGCAUUACAAUAACCGGCUGACACAAUGCCAUGACACCCACAGCCCUAGUAUUGACUUUGGCACAGAGGAAAAGUACUGAGCAAAAGUAAAAGAGCAAUCAAUUGGUCGAUCUGUCAAUUAAUCAAUAUGAUCAAUAAAAUAGAUAUGUUAGUGUUUACAGGCAGUCCAAAGUCUCAACUUCAUAUCUUUACCAGAAAGCAGACCAAAGACCCUUAGAGCUCCAAUCCUCACACUCUGUUUCUGUAGGAAUUUCUGAGCUGAAGCAGAGUGGGUGGAGGCAGUUUCAUGUCUCUAGUCUGUACUUCACUGGGCUCUUCAGUCCUGCAGAGGAAAGAAAAACCUCCAUUCAUGGCUCCCUGCCCAGACCAGGUCCAUGGGGAGAUUCCAAGCUUUUACAACAAAUCGCAUAUAACUUUUUUUUAGGUCUCUCCUUCCUCUCUUUUUUUCUCCCAUCAUAUUGGCAGCUGUACACAUGUGAAAUGGAUCUUGCUCCACUUUUGGGGGUUUAGGCUAAACACAUACCCCAGUCAUUGUUGUGUUUCGAGAAACACAGGGAAUGGAAAUGGAACAACUGAAUAUUUGUUUCUGGAAUGCUCUCUGUAUGUUUCAUGGCCCAGCCUGGUUGACUUAACACUCAACAAAAUAUUAUUUUAAAGGUGCAAAAUGCAGAAAUCGCUCCACCAUUUCCUGGUUGCUAAAAUUCUAAUAGUUCGCCUAAUUUCAGUUUGUGACAAAACAAGCAAUGUGUAGAGAUUCAUUGUACCGUCUAAACCGCUGUGAAAUAUCUGUUCAAUAAUCCAAAAUAUUUAAUUUUCAGCUGUUUUGAAGAUGGUGUACAAAACCGAAAGUAAAAGAUGCAAAAAUGAAACGCGCACAUAGAACAGAUCUACCGCUUCUUAGACUUGCUUUCAAUGAGAAUGACAGAUCUAUAACUCACAUUUCUGUGAGAAUUUGGUGGUGUCGCCCCAAAAAGUUACAUAUUGCAGCUUUAACGUUUGGCCCAGAAAUAAUGGCCUGUUUUGUUUAUGGACAAAGUUCUCCUGACUCCAUUUUUUUUCUUUUCUUUUUUUCUUACCAUACUUUUCAGUUCUUUCUUACUUUUUGGUUGUAGUUGACCUACAAUAAGUAGUUAUAUGUACAUGGGAUGGUGGGGUGGGAAGGGAUAAGAGGUGGAAGAAUUGUGGGAUGGGAGUGGAUAUCAAGAGGACACUAAAUAAUAUUUGGUGCCUGUUGUACUGAUUUUUAUAUAUAUUUAAUGUGAUGAAUUUGCACCAUGUUUUAAAUGACAAAUAAAUAAUAAAGUUGUCCUCACAUUAUGGUGUAGGUGGGCAAGAAAAAGAGAAUGAUGACCACCUCCUCUCCCCCUCUGCGGGGAAAUAAAGUUAUUUUAUUUUAUUUUGCUCCAUUUUGCCGAGCAACCGGGCCCCAAGGCGUUUAAUGUAAGUGGAACGAAGGCUGGGAUCUUAAGAACUUAGAGCCGUUCCAUGUUAAAUUCUCUUCAGGGGAUAGUGAAUUCCCUCCACCUCCAUAUUCACUUCAUUCCACGGCCCCUCUGUCUGUACGGCUACAUUUACACAAUCACAGAGCCGUAUGUUAAAAGUCUGUUUGAGCUGUUUAAUAGCACCAAAAUCACAAUACCUACUACGCAUAUCCUGCAUAUUAACUAGAGGCUGGUUACAUGGAAUGUGCAACUCUGCAAAGAGUUUGAGUGUUCUCUUUAAGGAGCUUUAUUCCCUUGUUUGACCAUGUUGUGUUGCCAUAUUAUGAUCUAAUCUGCAAAUAUUUGAUUUACAAAAAUAAGAGUAUAUUUGUGUAUGCGUGUGUGCACGCGCAGGUGUGUGUGUGUGUGUAUUCACAUGUGUGUGUGUGUGCAGUGUGUGUCUCUUCGGCCACUAGGCCAUCAGGCUGGAUCGGACCUGACUUUAGCAAUGCCAUUCUCUGUUGCAGAGCGCAUGGAAACUGCCAACAAGCAGCUAGCUGCUAAGGAGUGUGAGGGAACGGAGGACAACCGCAAGACCAUCUCUCAGCUACUCACCCAGAGUGAGCACAUCACUCACACUAUCAGGGAACGCCAGGCUAGACCAAGACUCUCUGACGUUCUACAUCCACUCUGAACAUACCUCUGUGUGACCUCAUCAGUUAGAAAAAUAACCAGGCAAAGGGUCUGGGGCUCAUGUACUGUAAAAACACUACUUAUUCACUAGAAGUUGCAUUCAAGUCAUUGUUUUUAACAAAAAUGACACACACACACACACAAAACACUGGUUAAGAUGUUUAGUUAAUAUGGACAAUGCCAUUUCAAAAAGUCAGCUCAUGACAUAACUAUUUUUAGUAAAUGAAAGGAAGAUCACUUCUUUAAAGGGCUAGUCCUCAGCGUGUUGUGUAUGUGUCUCUCAGACAAAGAGACGGUGCGUGAGAAGGAGAAGCUGGAGAUAGAGCUGAACUCCCUGCACUCCUCCACGGACGACCAGAGACGACACAUUGAGAUCAGGGACCAUGCUCUCAACAACGCCCAGGCCAAAGUAGUCAAACUGGAGGAGGAGGUGAGGAUCUGACUGUAUUAAAUGCUGUGUUUACACAGGCAAUCCAAUUCUGAUAUUUUGCCCAAUUAUUGGCAAAAGAGAUUAUCUGAUUGGUCAAAAGACCAAUUAUGUUGGAAAAAUAUCAGAAUUAGGCUGCCUGUGUAAACGCAGCCAUGAUGUUCUCCCUGUUGCUUCAUGAAUAGGUGAUAUCAGAAAUGUCUUGGAUACUUGAAUACUUACUGGCAUUAGUUCAAUUGAUUGAACUCGAGGGUAUAUUUAGGCCUCCUGGUGGACAAGCAUAGGCAUGAGUUUCUGUUGCGCGUAAAAAAAUAAUCUAGCUACAGUAUGUUCCCCGUCUUUCUCUGGUUGUGUCACCAUUAAGCUUGAUAGCCUGAGAAUAUCAGUAUUGAACCACAAUGUCAUCCAUCCUAUCACCUGGUAUUGAUGAUGUCGUUGGCGGAAGACGGGGUCUGGUAUGUGUUCAGUUGUGAUCCAUGGGGUUGGUUUGCACUGUUUAAAAGGUAAGACCAAAGACUGCAAAAUGAGUUGUUUACAUUUACUCAAAACAUCAUUCGUUGUUACCCAAGCAACUGCUACCUGUCCUCAGAUCCAAAACCCAGUGAAAACUACAAACAAUCCCCAAAAUAAAAUUCCUUCCUCUUUAAAUUUGCUUCCCUCAGAAGUCAGUGUUUCUGAUAAGAUCAAUGUGUCCCACUCCAGUGAGCAGAUGGCAGUCCCUGAUCGCCACUAGAGGCUAGAUCACCCCAGUCCCUGGCCCAGCCUGCUAGAGGCCAGAGGAAUGGCCCAGCCUGCUAGAGGCCAGAGAAAUGGCCCAGCCUGCUAGAGGCCAGAGGAAUGGCCCAGCCUGCUAGAGGCCAGAGAAAUGGCCCAGCCUGCUAGAGGCCAGAGGAAUGGCCUGCUAGAGGCCAGAGGAAUGGCCCAGCCUGCUAGAGACCAGAGGAAUAGCCUGCUAGAGGCCAGAGGAAUGGCACAAAAGACUGGCCUCUGUGUGGGCCUGGACAUAACUCCCAUGUGGAGCUGCUCCGAGUUCUGGAGCUGCUCCAAGCUUUUAUGCCCCUGGCUGGUUGGUUCUGUUGGUUGGCUAGUAAUGUGUCUGAAAUAGCCCAGAUGGCUAGUUAGCCAGUUCGGGCCGAGCGGAGCGGGAAACAGACCUGGAGUGUCCUAAAAAGCACAGGGCUGCUCCACUUCUUCUGCCCGGCACCGCCACAAAUGCCCGCUUGUUUCCGUGAACAAAGGCCGUUGAGUUAGAGUUUUAUAUCUGCCAUGAAAGAGCUCUGAACAGUGCCAGAUUCUUGGCCUGCUCUCUCUCUCUCCUCUGUUUCUCUGUCAGUGUGGGAACUCUGUAUAUGCUCCUCUAUUUCUCCCUCUCUUUCUCUCUCUUCCUUUCUCGUCUUUCUUAAAAAAUAGUCUCCCUGAGCUAAAUCAGUCCAUUGAAUAGAGCCACAGUUAUAGCUCCUGCUGCAGUUGAAACUGACUGCAGUGCAGAGAGACUUUGAAACAUGGUCAUCAAGGACACAGACUGCAUUAUCUUGGAUUGGGGAGUUGGAGUUGGGCACUAGGUGGGGGAUGUUUGGAGGAAGGGGGGCAGGGAGUUUCCCUGUCUCCUCCCUGGCCGUAUUUCAACUCCUGUGUUUUCAUUCCUUGUCAACGACCUAAUAGGACUGGAUAGGUGAGAGCAAUUAUUGUGGUGCAAACAAGGGGAAACCAUUGCUUUCACCAACCCAGUCAGAACGGGAGUGAACAAGUCGUCUUAAAGGGGGGAGCAGGUUUCUGGAAUGGAAUGCAAACCCCCUACUUCCUGUCUACUUCCUGUCUGUGCCCUGACCACAUCCUGUCUGUGUGUUUUGUCUCCCUGGCUGCAGCUGAAGAAGAAGCAGGUGUAUGUGGAGAAGGUAGAGCGCAUGCAGCAGGCCCUGGCCCAGCUCCAGGCUGCCUGUGAGAAGAGAGAGCAGCUGGAGCACCGCUUACGCACGCGGCUGGAGAGGGAGCUGGAGUCACUGCGCAUGCAGCAGGUGAGAGACACACAUACAAGCUAUACACUCAUCAGAUACAGUCAGACACACAUGGUGUGUUAACCCUCUUGAGUAAAUUUCCGCGGCCCCGUGAAAAUCUAAUCCCCAGCAAAAUCCGUCUGUUUAAGAUAGAAAUAUCUGUUUUUUUGCAUGGGCUGCGUCUCAAUCCACCGCAUCUCACGAAAACGUCUGUAGCGUCCAACAGUUUGGGCUACACACUAAUAUGACCCCUCUAAGGUGAGUCUCUCACGAACACGUACACUACCGGUCAAAAGUUUUAGAACACCUACUCAUGCAAGGGUUUUUCUUAAUUUUUUAAACUAUUUUCUACAUUGUAGAAUAAUAGUGAAGACAUCAAAACUAUGAAAUAACACAUAUGGAAUCAUGUAGUAACCAAACAAGUGUUAAACAAAUCAAAAUAUAUUUUAUAUUUGAGAUUCUUCAAAUAGCCACCCUUUGCCUUGAUGACCGCUUUGCCCACAUUUGGCAUUCUCUCAACCAGCUUCACCUGGAAUGCUUUUCCAAUAGUCUUGCAGGAGUUCCCACAUAUGCUGAGCACUUGUUGGCUGCUUUUCGCCAGGCAUUACUGGAACCAUGUCGUCCAAAAAGUUAUACUUUUGAAUCAUCUGUCCAUAGAACGUUCUUCCAAGAGUCUUGAUGAUCAUCCAGGUGCUUUUUGGCAAACUUGAGUCAACUUUUUGGACGAGAUGGGUCCCAUUAUGCCUGGCGAAAACCAAACGCUGCAUUCCACAGUAAGAACAUCAUACUAAAGGUCAAGCAUGGUGGUGGUGGUGUGAUGGUUUGGGGAUGCUUUGCUGCCUCAGGACCUGGACGACUUGCCUUAAUAGAAGGAACCAUGAAUUCUGCUCUGUAUCAGAGAAUUCUACAGGAGAAUGUCAGACCAUCCGUCUGUGAGCUGAAGCUGAAGCGCAGCUGGGUCAUGCAGCAAGACAAUGAUCCAAAACACACAAUCAAGUCUACAUGAAAAUUGCUAAAAUUCCUCCACAGCGACGUGAGAGACUGAUCAACAACUACAGGAAGCAUUUGGUUGGAGUCAUUGCAGCUAAAGGUGGCACAACCAGUUAUUGAGUGUAAGGGGGCAAUUACUUUUUCACACAGGGGAAUUGGGUGUUGCAUAACUUUGUUUAUGAAAUAAAUAUGUAAUUGUUGUGUUAUUUGUUCACUUAUGUUCCCUUUAUCUAAUAUUAGGUUUUGGUUGAAGAUCUGAUAACAUUCAGUAUCACAAAUAUGCAAAAGUAGAGAAAAUUAGAAAGGGGGAAAAUACUUUUUCAUAGCAUAUUCCAUUAGCGCCUUUGGGAGCAGACAGACUGCCUGGUCAACAGAGACUACCGACAGACUUGGAGCCCUACCUCUCUACCAGCCAGUGUUGCCAUAGGCCAAUGAUUUAGGCAGAAAUUGUGUGUAUUGGUAAUACAAAUGUGUCUGUGAAUGUGAGUUUAUUGCUCACUUGGAUGGCGGUCGAGCUCUUGAAUAAUUAUGUUUACUAACGACCAUACCUUCCACCCCCAUUGUCUCCCUGCCUCCCUUCCACCCAUCCAGAGACAAGGCGGCUCCCAGAGCAGCAGCAGUGGUCAGGAGUACAACUCCACGGCUCUGAUGGAGCACCUAAGGGAGAAGGAGGAGAGGAUCCUGGCCCUGGAGGCAGACAUGACCAAGUGGGAGCAGAAGUACCUGGAGGAGAGCGUCAUGAGGCAGUUUGCCUUGGACGCCGCCGCCUCCGUCGCCACCCAGAGGGACACGUCGUCGUCAGUGAUAAGCGACUCCGCCAGCAGCAGCUAUGAGCAGCAGCUGUCAGUGGAGGCUCGUAUCCAGAAGGAGGAGGAGGAGAUCCUCAUGGCCAACCGCCGCUGCCUAGACAUGGAAAGCAGGUGAAUAGUUAUUAGACACAUUCUGCACAGGUCUAUUCAGAUCAACUGAUCUUCAAAAUGCCUGGAGAGGCGUUAAACCUAUCAAUUUCAUAUAAUAAUCAUAUUCUGUACAGUGCACUGUACAGAUACUAUCCUUAACAGCCUACACAACCACUUACCCUAGACCCGUUAUAGGGUGUAACCGUGACCCCAGUCAAAUCCAGUCUAUAACUCCCAUUGUUCUCACUGAUCAUACAGAACACAAUCAAAUGAAAAUGUUAAUGCAGUCUGCACUUUACAGGAUGUUGUACUUUAUUUUAUUUGAAUAACUGUACUCAUGUCCCGUCCCACAGGAUCAAGAACCUGCACGCCCAGAUCAUUGAGAAGGAUGCCAUGAUCAAAGUGCUCCACCAGCGUUCCAGGAAGGAUCCCAACAAGGACCGGGAUGCCGCAGCCAUCAUGCGACCCUCCAAGUCCCUGAUGUCCAUCGCCAACACGGGCGGCUCGGGCCUGCUCUCCCACAGCUUGGGCCUCAGCAGCUCCCCCAUCACAGAAGAGCGCAAGGACAGCAGCUGGAAGGGCAGCCUGGGUAGGAAUUAUAUUGGUUUUCAUGGGGUUGGGUUAUGUUAUGUGCCACAUGACAAAGGCUAUUUGAGCUUUCCCCUGUUAUAUUUGAUGGAUACAUUUGAAUUGAGUGGGUUAGAUAGUGGAACUGCAGACUUAGGGAGGGCACUACUUUUGACCAGACUCAGCCUAGGGCUCUUGUGAAAAGUAGUGCACUAUAAGGGGAAUAGGGUGUCAUUUCAGAUGCAGAGUAGAGGGACAAAAGCUGGAAGUCUGGUUUGGAGGAAGAGGGCAGGGAGGGUACCGGAAGUUGAUUCACAGGCCCCUGAGAUGUGUGCGUCAGAGAGUGAUGACGGAAAGACAAAGGGGUGUGGAGGGUAUCAUUGACAUGAAUGGUCUUCAGCUGUGGGUUUGGAAUGUAACUUAGAGUUCAGUAGUAACAUUGGUCGUGCUGCUGCUCCAGUUUCAACUGCCUGCAGCUAGGGAACCCUGACCUGUUUACCAGACAUGCUACCUUGUCCCGGACCUGCUGUUUUCGACACUCUCUCUCUCUACCGCACCUGCUGUCUCGACCUCUGAAUGCUCGGCUGGUCAUCUAUGAACGUUUGAACAUCUUGAAGAACAAUCUGGCCUUAAAUGGCAAUGUACUCUUAUAAUCUCCACCCGGCACAGCCAGAAGAGGACUGGCCACCCCUCAGAGCCUGGUUCCUCUCUAGGUUUCUUCCUAGGUUCCUGCCUUUCUAGGGAGUUUUUCCUAGUGCUUCUACAUCUGCAUUGCUUGCUGUUUGGGGUUUUAGACUGGGUUUCUGUAUAGCACUUUGUGACAUCUGCUGAUGUAAAAUGGGCUUUAUAAAUACAUUUGAUUGAUUGAAUCAUCAGGCUGAGUAAUAGUCUCCUGGUCAGGAAGGAGGGUGGGAAGUUUAAUAUUAUGCAAUGGUGCUGUGCUGCUGGCUCACUCAGAUUUAAUAUUUUCAGUAUGGGCUGAUUGAAUCCUGCUUAAUUGUUGUGUGUAUGUUACUAUCUACUAUUUUAUCUUACUUCAACUUGCUUCCAUGUGCAUCAAUAAACAACUUUAGAGCUUGUCAUGGGUAACCCAGCACCACCACAUGCCUAACAGAUCUCCUCUGUUCCCUCCCCUCAGGAGUUCUGUUGGGUCCAGAGUACCGUACCGAUUCUCUGAGGACAGAGUCCAUCUCGUCAUCUCCCUCCCCAGUCCUGCCCCUGACAGUGGGCCACUCUAAGACAGGCAGCAGGGACAGCUGCACCCAGACAGACAAGGGCCAGAGCCAGGAGGCUAGCAGCAAGCCUAGCACCCCAGCCCUGCAGAGCAUGACCCUGCCAAGCCGCCUCUCCAGCCCCAGCCCCGUCUACAUACCUGACCGCAUUGCAGGUACAGUAGGACAGGGCAAGCCGCCAUCUUUAGGACUAUGUUACAGUAUAGUACAUUAGAUAAACCAUUUUUUACAUCACUCCACAUUUGUGUAGUCCGCCGUGAACACAAGUAGGGCCAGGAGUUUGUCCUGACCACAGGUCCUAAUUAUAUGCUUUAACUAUAGGAUUUAACUAGAGUCCAGAGUCAGACCCAGUUAAUAUCAAGUAUUUUAGAGUGUUCGCUGUCUACAAUUUGAGAAAUGUAAACUUUCAAUUAGUCUAGACGUGACCCACGAGGAUGCUUCUGCAAUGCGCAGUGCUAACGUAGCAGAAUGGCAAACGACGCUUGUGAUUGUCAGUGUAGCCCAACACUUCAGGCUGAACUGAAUCGUUUCUAGGAAAAUUAUUUAACCAAGCGCAAAUAGGCUUUUGUUUAAAAUCUGUUUUGACGUGGUGCGAGACUAAUUCAAUAAAUAAUCCAAUUUGUUUCAACCAAGCAGUAGCUGGGGGGGAAGUGGUUAAGAGGGAGUGGGUCAGAUGCUCUGGGUGGGCAAUAUGUGGUCAAAUCUCCUAUUCAAAUAUAGUGUGCAGGAUAUUAUUUUCUCCAAGGCAAAUGGCCUAUUCACUUUAUAGUGCACUACUUAUGUGGCUCUGGUCAAAAGUAGUGCAUUAUAUGGGGAUUGGGGAAUAGGCCAAAUCUUUGUUUUGGGGGUAGACGUACCCUUUGAUCAGUUGACUAACCUUCUCCCGGUGUGUCUGUAGAUGUGCCAGUGUUCCACAGCAGUAUCCUGGAGAGGCGUGCCCUGCUGCAGUCCCACCCCCAGGCCCCAUCAGCCUCUCAACAGGAGGUGGACAACGACAUGGUGGAGAUUCUCAUC